Molecule: messenger RNA, 2140 nt
Organism: Amaranthus tricolor (Joseph's coat)
Lineage: Eukaryota; Viridiplantae; Streptophyta; Magnoliopsida; Caryophyllales; Amaranthaceae
Product: cytochrome P450 97B2, chloroplastic
Exons: 14
Coding region: 129-1847 (572 amino acids)
Cellular component (GO): chloroplast
Molecular function (GO): monooxygenase activity; oxidoreductase activity, acting on paired donors, with incorporation or reduction of molecular oxygen; heme binding
Source: RefSeq, a predicted model, not a curated record
CUUUUUCCCUCCUCAAAUUGCAACGGUUUCUCUAUUAAGUACCCUGGAUAUUAUCAUUACUUAGUGGUCAUUUCAUUUUCAUCACCUCAAUUUAUUCAUGUGUAGAAUUUUGGUUUGAGUGUGCUUUAAUGGCUUCCACCAACAUCUCAGUUUUGCAAGUUCAUUUCUUGAAUGGAGAUUUCUCAUCAAAGUUCCAACCUUUGUUCUCUCUUUCAACUUCUUCACCAAUUUUCAGUCACAAACGUCGUCGUUUCAUAUGUGAAUCAACUAGUACUGAAAAAACAAAGUCAAGAAACUUAUUGGAUAACGCAAGCAACAUGUUGACAAAUUUCUUAAGUGGCGGAAAUCUUGGGUCUCUGCCAACAGCUGAAGGAGCAGUUUCUGAUUUGUUUGGUCGACCUCUUUUCUUCUCGCUAUAUGAUUGGUUCCUAGAGCAUGGAUCUGUAUAUAAACUUGCCUUUGGACCAAAAGCAUUUGUCGUUGUCUCAGAUCCUAUCGUGGCUAGACAUGUUCUUAGAGAGAAUGCAUUUUCUUAUGAUAAGGGAGUUCUUGCUGAAAUCCUCGAACCCAUAAUGGGUAAAGGACUGAUACCUGCUGACCUUGAUACUUGGAAGCAAAGAAGAAGAGUCAUUGCUCCUGGGUUCCAUUCAUUGUACUUGGAAGCCAUGGCUAGAGUUUUCACUGACUGCGCUGAGAGAACAACGUUGAAAUUUGAGAAACUUCUAGAAGAUUUACCAGCACAGGAUACGAUUGAGUUGGAUCUCGAAGCAGAAUUCUCAAGUUUGGCACUUGAUAUUAUUGGACUUGGCGUGUUUAACUAUGACUUUGGUUCAAUUACAAAAGAAUCUCCUGUUAUAAAGGCAGUGUACGGUACUCUUUUUGAAGCAGAACAUAGAUCCACCUUCUACAUUCCGUACUGGAAGUUUCCUCUUGCUAGAUGGAUAGUACCAAGACAGAGGAAGUUUUGGAAUGACCUAAAGGUCAUCAAUGAUUGUCUUGAUGGACUCAUAAAAAAUGCCAAAGAAACAAGAGAGGAGACGGACGUUGAAAAAUUGCAGCUAAGAGAUUAUUCAAAUCUUAAGGACGCUAGUUUACUGCGCUUUUUGGUUGAUAUGCGGGGCGCUGAUGCUGAUGACCGCCAGCUGAGGGAUGACCUGAUGACGAUGUUGAUAGCCGGGCAUGAAACUACAGCUGCUGUUCUUACUUGGGCCAUUUUCCUUCUUGCUCAGAAUCCUUCCAAAAUGAAGAAGGCUCAAGCAGAAAUUGAUGCAGUGCUAGGGAAGGGAAGAAUAAGCUUUGAUUCCCUUAAAAAAUUAGAGUAUAUCAGACUUAUUGUUGUAGAGGCUCUUCGGUUGUAUCCGCAGCCCCCUUUGCUCAUCAGACGUUCACUUAAACCAGAUACAUUACCAGGCGGAUACAUGGGCUCAAAAGAAGGAUACAAAAUUCCUACCGGAACUGAUAUAUUUAUAUCUGUAUAUAAUCUCCAUAGAUCUCCAUUUUUCUGGGAUAGACCUGACGAAUUUGAACCAGAAAGAUUCUUGGUCAAGAAAAAAAGCGAUGGAAUAGAAGGAUGGGCUGGCUUUGAUCCAUCUCGGAGUCUGGGUGCUUUAUAUCCUAACGAGAUCGUAUCAGAUUUUGCGUUCUUGCCGUUCGGUGGUGGACCGAGAAAGUGCGUGGGAGAUCAGUUUGCACUGAUGGAAUCUACAAUUGCUUUGGGUAUGUUGCUUCAAAAGUUUGAUGUCGAGUUGAGAGGUUCGCCAGAUUCAGUCGAACUUGUAACCGGGGCAACCAUUCACACCAAGAAUGGACUUUGGUGCAAAUUGAGGAAAAGAGCGAACUCACAAUAGAUAUCGAGCAAUAGUCGAUGUAAUGCGGGAUGCAUAUUCAACAUGCGUCCCCAAGUAGGAUGUCGGGUUGUGCAAACAGUGUCAGACUGUUAAGUAAAUGUACAUUAUUGUAUCCCUUAGGGGGAAGUUCUGUAAAAAACCAUGUACAUUACUGUAUUUUUAUAAAUGACAAGUAAAUAGAAUACUAAGAAUUAUUUUACUUCAAUAAAUAAAACUUAUUGGUAUAAUUGUAGUAAGGCCAAAACUAAGGUUAUUUGUUAUCAAAAAUUAUAAGAAUAGACAUUUUUGAGCCA